AUGUUUGGGACACCUAUUCGAGCCAGUACAGCUGGACCUCCAUUUCAACCCACCAUUGUCUGCAACUCGCUGGAGGGCAACUGGGGGCAGGAGCAAUGGAAAAAUCACUUGUGCUUCAGCCCAGGGUCAGAGGUCACGUUCACCGUGACCUUUGAUGACAAGUUCAAGGUGAAGUGGGCGGACAGGCACCAGCUGACCUUUCCCUACAGGCUGGGCCACAGCCCCCUGCGCUCCCUGAGCGCGCUGGGUGGGUUCAGGUUCUCCUCCUCCAACGGGAACGGCAGAGCCCUCACACCGGCUUCCGAUCCCGAGCUUCUUUCCAGCCACAUGGGACCAGCAGGCCCAGGCCCUGGCUCCCCGCCCAGUCCCUGCCCCUCUGUCCCCUUUCCUCCCCCAGGGCUAAGGCCAAAUUAGGAAUCCACCUUUGUCCAGCCGGUGUGGCUCAGUGGUGUGAGCCAGGAGGUCACUGGGUCAGGGCACAUGCCCCAGUUGCAGGCUCAAUCCCCAGGAGG
Molecule: messenger RNA, 512 nt
Organism: Pipistrellus kuhlii (Kuhl's pipistrelle)
Lineage: Eukaryota; Metazoa; Chordata; Mammalia; Chiroptera; Vespertilionidae
Gene: LGALS2
Product: galectin 2
Molecular function (GO): carbohydrate binding
Source: RefSeq, a predicted model, not a curated record